AUGACGGGCAUUGUUACAGUGGUUUUAGCAGUAACGCUGGUUUCACAAGUUUACACCGCGCCACAGUUGAUUAGCUAUAAAGAUGGAAAAUUGGGAGUCAACUUUGGAGGCUACCACGCUGCAGUUGGAUUAGGAGGAUUAUUGGGAACCGGUGCCAGUGGUGGUCUUUUUGCGGAAGCUGGCACACCUUUUGGACAGGCUGCAAGAGCUGGUUUAGGCGGCACUGUAGAUUCUAAUGGCGGAGCAAAAGGUGGUCUUUAUGCUGGGGCAACAGCUGGCCGUAAUAUCCAAGCAGCAGCAGGCCUGGCAGGUGGUGUAAAUGGAGAGACAUCGGCUGGAAGUGGCUAUGCGUCUGCUCAAGCCGGGAAUCAAUUUGCUACAUCUAAUCUGGCAGGAAAAACUUCUUCAUCUGAAUUUGCAGUCAUAAAAGAAAGUAUAAAGGAUGCGGAACUACACGCGGAAAUUGAUAAACAAAUUUUGCAGAAUGAAUUAAAAACAGAGGUCACAAAUGAAGUGAAACCUUUAUCAGAAAAUAGAUUUCAUUUUGAAACUAACAAAGAAAUACAAACCCCACUGAAAAUUGAAAAAGAAGCCAGUUACAAACCCUAUAAUCAUCAUGUACAUAAAUCUGCUUAUGUUGGAAGUUUUGUUGACUCUACAUCUGGCAUUGGACUGAACUCACCACAACUAAUUCAAAAGCGAAUUGACAUAGGGUCUGAGAACCAUGGGCAAGGUGAAAUUAACUCAGCUGGUCAAGUGUCUUAUAAAAAGGAGGUGAAUAUUGGAAGGAACCCACAAUUCUUUGAUGAUAUUUUUAAUAUACCUAUUGCAGCGCUAACAGCUGUGAGAACAUUUCUAACAAAUACUGCUGCAAAUACAAAUAUAUCCAUUCAGAAGUCUGGUUCAGUGCAAUCAGAAACAGAUUCUAUUUCACCGAAACACUUAUCUUCAUCAUCAUUAACAUCUUCUGAUGCGCACAUCUCGGUAAAGACCCCGAGCGCAUCUCAAGUACUCGAUGACAUAAUAGCAAUACCAAUUAAUACACUCGGUGCAGUCAAUAGUUUUUUAAACAACAACGUUCCUAUAAGGAAAAGGAUAACACAAGAAGGAGAAGUAGAAUCGAGUCACAAGAGACUUGGUCCUCUUGCAAGAAGAAGAGCUUUCAAAAAGAUAAUAACAGAAGAGAGCAGUGACAACGUGAAAUCUAAAAAUGAAGAGCCAAAUUGA
Molecule: messenger RNA, 1227 nt
Organism: Parnassius mnemosyne (clouded apollo)
Lineage: Eukaryota; Metazoa; Arthropoda; Insecta; Lepidoptera; Papilionidae
Source: the annotation of a GenBank genome assembly